AUGCGUUCUUUAUCUGUGUCCUUAAUCGCUGCCUUACAGGCGUUGGCGAUCGCUUUACCGCAGCCACACCCUCUUUCAAUACCUUUGACGAAAAGAUCUACUCUCAGGACUGCUGACGGUUAUGUUGACCCUGCUUCGAUCAGGGCUUACAUAUCGAGCACAGAGGCCAAGCUACACCGGGGCGCUGCUGCAAUCGAAAGAAAUACUGGCGUAGCCCUAUUCUCAUCACUUACAAGGCGUGCGGCAGCGUCAGGUUCUGACCCGCUGGUUGACGACUCAAACGAGCGUUGGUAUGGAAAAAUCGAAGUCGGCACUCCGCCGCAUACGUUUACCAUUGACUGCGACACUGGUUCAACGGACUUCUUUUUACCUGGACCAAGCUGCGGGGACGCAUGCAGCGGACAUGACAUAUACAAUCCCAAUAGUAGUUCGUCCGCUGAGCCUCUUGGCAGGUCAUUCACAGUGGAGUACAACGAUGGCUCCAUGGCCACAGGUGAUCUAUACACGGACACCGUGUCACUUGCUGGAUACAAUGCCAGAGCACAAACGUUGGGCGUUGCCUCGUUGUAUUCAUACGGGUUCUCGUCGGAGAACUUUGGUGCGGACGGGCUGAUGGGAAUGGCUUUCAAGUCUGUUUCCGAGUUUGGCGCAGACUCCGUUUUCCAGACGCUGGUUUCGCAAGGAGCUGUCCCGGAACCAGUGUUUGCUUUCAAACUUGCAUCCUCUGGUUCUGAGCUUUACGUUGGUGGCGUGAACUCUGCGUUGUAUCGUGGUCCGUUCACGUAUACUCCAGUAACUCAACAGGGAUACUGGCAAAUCGCUGGUGACGCCAUUGGGAUCAAUGGGAAAGAAGUCGUCAAUGGAUUCUCCGCUAUUGUCGACACUGGGACCACGCUGAUCAUCGGUGAUACGUCCUACGUCAGUCAGCUCUACGCAGUUAUCAAUGCGACAGAAGUAGGUGGAGGUGUAUACUCGCUACCGUGUGAUGCCAUGCCAAAUGUGAACAUCACCAUUGGCGGGAAACCUUUUGCGCUUUCCGCGGAGACCUUCAAUUUUGGCAAGUAUGGCUCGUCAGGAAACACCUGCCUGGGUGGUAUUGCAGGCAGUGACGGUCUUGGAGAUCUAUGGAUCCUUGGUGACGUCUUCCUGAGAAACGUAUACAGCGUUUUUGAUGUCGGAAAUUCCAGAGUUGGUUUUUCGGAGCUUGCAUGA
Molecule: messenger RNA, 1212 nt
Organism: Suillus clintonianus
Lineage: Eukaryota; Fungi; Basidiomycota; Agaricomycetes; Boletales; Suillaceae
Product: aspartic peptidase domain-containing protein
Exons: 7
Coding region: 1-1212 (403 amino acids)
Biological process (GO): proteolysis
Molecular function (GO): aspartic-type endopeptidase activity
Source: RefSeq, a predicted model, not a curated record